AUGCCAACGACCCGGUCUGCGGCACAGUUCCUGCCGGAUAACUACAUCAGUAAGGCAUACUCGGAACAGUACAAUAAAGUGCUACAUGCAUUGCCUCGAAACACUCUGCUGCGCCUAGUUCAGGACUGGCUUCAAGACUCGCGUUUCAUCGCACUAUUACAUUGGCCUACGGUUUAUACUCAGACAAAUACCCGAGACCAGAACAGAGCUGUGAAGAUUCUGCUAGCACAAUACCAAAAGAUGGAGGGCCAUAAGUCACCUACAAAACGAAAUUUAGUGCAAAAUAUCAUUUACGAUCUCUGGCCGGAUGGGCUGUCACUGAUGCAAGUUGCCCAAGCAGACGUGGCCCGGUUUCUGGAUCGAGUAAACAAAAAGUCCCGUGGACCAACACCGGAAACUAUUUCCAAUACAUCAGGCCAAUUGCCACAUGCAUGGACAUACUCAGCAGUUUCUGUAGCUUCCGGAAGUCUUGGAGCUCCAUUGCGACCUUAUACAGUAUCUCACAUUGAACCUGGCCCAUUUCUUGCACGGUUUUGCGAAGCAUUGUACCCGAUUAUCUGUGGACACGUUAGCGCACAUCAGCAUCCUACAGAAUCUCUGUUUGUUGUGCGGAUUCAGGUGUUUGAAGAACAAAGCAUUACGAAUAUUAGAAAAAUUGGCACGCGACUUAAAUCGUCUAGGGACAGCGGGCUUGGAAGAAUUAAGGCAGAUUUGGCGCCGGUGUUUCUGGCAGUUCCACUUUCUUCAUCUUAUGUUCUUCACACAUUCCCGCGCAGAGCAGUAGCAAAGGCAUAUGUUACUGCAGCACUAAAUGCGUUGACAGCAGCACUGUCACGAGUACGCCGACCCAUCAUUGUGACGUCGGUGGAUGCAUUACCAACCAAAUCAUUGGAAUGUUUACUAAGUCUUACAAGCGUAGCUCGGGGGUCAGCAUCACUAGGUCCCUGGUCUAAGUUCGGCGCAGGCACCGCAGAGCCCAGAAUAUUUUCAAAAAAACGGAAAAAGCAAAGCACUGUUCAGAAAUUACUGGACGGGUAUCUACAAACUCCUCAAACCAAAAAACGACGACUCAUCAACAUUAGAUUUCACGGUGAGCCCGAACCUCCGCAAAAAAAAACAAAUCAAGACGACGAUGACGACGACGAAGUUAUCGUCACUCAUGCCAAGAUCCCCACGUUUGAAGUCAAAAUCAAGGAACCUUACCGAGGGGGCUCAGGCUUUUUGCCAACAUUGACAACCCGAUUCGAAGGUACUAACGUGUACCAAGGACUCGAAAUGUUGGCCUACGCAGGCGUGCUGGACGCGCAGCGUGCACCCAAAUGGUUGACGGAGCAGCAGGCGACAACAACUGCGACCGUUACCAAUGGGAAAUUUACAAUAGGAAUAAAAUAA
Molecule: messenger RNA, 1392 nt
Organism: Magnusiomyces paraingens
Lineage: Eukaryota; Fungi; Ascomycota; Dipodascomycetes; Dipodascales; Dipodascaceae
Exons: 1
Coding region: 1-1392 (463 amino acids)
Biological process (GO): chromosome segregation; CENP-A containing chromatin assembly
Source: RefSeq, a predicted model, not a curated record